AAAAAAUUAAUAAAAUUAAUAAAUAUAAUUGAAAGAUGAUGAUUCUUCAAUUUCUCAUGUUCAGUGUGUCUCCUUUGAAAAGUGAGUACGAACAAUCCGACACAUUUCAUGAAAUCGCCGACGUGUUUGUUCCGACCAAUUUAAUAUUUACCAUUUUGAUUCAAUGGGCCUAAAACUAAACCCAAUUUAAUUUUAAACCCCAAUACCUUUUUUUAUUUUGGGCAAAAAGUCCAAUACAUUUUUAAUUAUUGGUUAGGAAUGAGAGGAGAGGUGUUGUUAUCAAGACCGUCACAUUUAGCUAACGACUAUUAGACCUAACCAAAUAAAAAUCACAUCAUUUCAAUUCCCAUUAACCUAAAUUCAAGUGUAGUGAACGCCAAGAAUCUAACACCCUAUCUACAUUACUAUAUAAACCCAAAAUUAAAAGCAAUGUUUUCACUAAUUGUGUGUCAUUCUCGUGUAAUUAUGGAGAGAGAAAAUGGUUGUAGAACCGUCUUAGGUGGUCGUGCGGAGAUAGACACGAGACCACCGUUUGGAUCCGUGAAAGAAGCUGUGGCUUUGUUCGGAGAGAAAGUUUUAGCCGGAGAGGUCUAUGCAACUAGGUUUAGAGAGGUAACUCAUAUUCGAACAAAGUCAACGCCUUGUCCUCAACCAAGAUUACGGUCGCUAAAACUCGAGCUCGAGCAGACGAAACAUACUCUUACAAGAAUCCUACAACAAAACACCAUCCUCUCCAACCGGAUUCAAACCCUAACACAAGAACUCGAACAUGAGAGGAAAGAAAUUCAACGACUCAACAUGAUAAGGUCAAGUCUCCUAGAGAAUCCAGAGAUCGAGGAACUCAAGUUCGUGGAACAUCAUCAAACGAGGACGUCCAAAGAUGUUGAAGAAGAGAUUGUAACGAUGGAGGAGUUUGAAAAGAGGAGACUGGUCACGUUCGCGAGCUCUCCUCUGCUUACACGUGUGAUGUCAAGCGUUGAGGAGGAGAUGAAGGAGAAAGAGAAGGUUUUGGAAAGGGUUUCUUCGGUGAAGAAGAUGAAACCAAAGAGGGGGUUCGCUAUGUUCAAGGGAUGGUUUAGAGCAACCGGUGGAAGAGACUGAUCAGUCUCCAAUAAUGCAUACUGUUAUAUGAUAUAGUUAAAUUUGAUGAUGAACUGAUGUGUAUCAAUCUCGCUUUAAGAUUUUUUUUUUUUUUUUUUUUUGAAACUUAAAUGAAUAAAACUUUUAUG
Messenger RNA from Brassica napus (rape), 1229 nucleotides. RefSeq names its product WEB family protein At2g17940-like. The transcript is spliced from 2 exons. Lineage: Eukaryota; Viridiplantae; Streptophyta; Magnoliopsida; Brassicales; Brassicaceae. Bases 430 to 1101 code for a protein of 223 amino acids. The record is from RefSeq and is a predicted model, not a curated record.